This is a messenger RNA of Eublepharis macularius, 1803 nucleotides long. RefSeq names its product ankyrin repeat domain 65 (gene ANKRD65). Lineage: Eukaryota; Metazoa; Chordata; Lepidosauria; Squamata; Eublepharidae. The record is from RefSeq and is a predicted model, not a curated record. The coding region runs from base 374 to 1591 and encodes 405 amino acids. The transcript has 4 exons. Gene Ontology annotation, molecular function: protein binding.
GCACCAGACAGAGAUUUCUAGCUUUCCUUCUGAAUGUAAAUGGGCCUUUAAGGAGGAUCAAACAUGAGCUACGAGUUGAAUUCUUCUUUAGAAGAGAUGGACUCUUUUCACCCCCUGGGAGUACAGAAAUAUAUUUUAUGUGGUUACUGAAGCUUUCUGUUUGCAAACAAAUUUACCUUGCUGCUCCACAAACAAUCUUGUGGUGGUCACAGGGGGAGUGUUAUGAGAGACCAAACCACCAAAGUCCUGUUUUGAAUCCAGCUCACAUUUGUAAAGCAUAUUUGCCCUCCGGAGCAGCCAGGGAACCAAUUGGACCAUUCUGGCACUACCUUGUGUUAAAUUCAGAAGAGCUCAAAUCAACAACAGGACAGAAAUGACUGGCACGAGAAUUGAGGCUGAGCUUCAGAGGAGGUGGAUGGUACUAAGUGAGGAGAGGGCUCCAGAAAGACAUCCGGCUGGGAAUGUCUGCAGGGAUAACCCCAAGGAGAAUACUUUGAUCUUCGGGCCUGCACAGGAGAGCUGGGAGGAGCUCCAUCGGGCAACCCAGAACGGCAACAUCCGCCUGGUGAAGCAGCUUUUACAACAAGGAGCUGGGACGGAGUGCAGGGAUCAGAACGGGUGGACUCCGUUGCAUUUGGCUUCCCUGAAUGGUUGCGUUGCUUUGGUGAAAUUCCUCGUCCAGCGUGGAGCAGUGGCCCAUGCCUGCAACAAGGCUUCCUACACGCCGUUGCACCACGCUGCUUGGGGCGGCCAUACCCAAGCAGCAGAAUUCCUCCUCACUCGGGACGUGCCAGCGAUGGCGGCGACCCAAGGAGGCCUAACCCCGCUGCACUGCGCGGCUGCCAACGGACACAUCUUGAUGGUGCAGCUGCUCUUGUGGCAUGGGGUGGAUCCUGCCAGCAUGGACAUGAACCAGUGGGCGGCCUUGCACUGGGCGGCCGCAAACAACCAACUGCACAUCAUGGACCUGCUGGUGUCCCAGGGCAUCAGUCCAGAUCUUGGUAGCAAGGAGGGAGUCACUCCGUUGCACGUAGCAGCCGAGGCUGGACGAAUUGAAGCGCUACGUUUCCUGCUAGCUAAGGGGGCCAAUGUGGAUGCUCAAGACGGUUUAGGAAGGACGCCCCUUUCUAUUGCUUCUAACAAUGGCAACCAGGCGAUUGUGAAAUUGCUACUCCAAAUCAAGGCAGAUGUGAACGUGACCGACUGCUACGGCUGCUCCGCUCUCCACAAAGCCGCGACUGCUGGACACCUGCCCGUCGUCUGCCUCUUGGUAGGAGGAGAUGCCGCUGGAGUUAACAGACGAGAUGGUCUGAAUCUGACUGCUUUGCACCGAGCAGCCAGCUGUGGUCAUAUCAGCAUCACCAGCUGCCUCCUGGACCAUGGAGCUGAUGUCAACGCAGUCGGUUGGCUUGGCAAGACCCCGCUGCACCUUGCUGCGGAAAAAGGACACUACUCUUUAACGGAACUUUUGUUAACAAAGGGAGCGGACCCCACGCUGAGAUCUUGGUGGAAGGAAACAGCCGAAGAGUUGGCAUCCGAGAGACCUAGUUUUAAAGCCAUCUCCAGCCAAGCCUUUCUCGACUCCCUCUAGUCUCUUCAUAUCGGUGCCCGCUGCCUCCUGACUCUCUCCCCUGGCUCAUCUAAUCCAGUGUAGAUGGAUCACAUUUUUAAUGUACUUAUAGUUUUGCAACUUGUAACCACUCCGUUAUUAUAACACCAAUGCAGUGUUAUCAUAUAUAUGUAAAUUGCCAUCUAGAGAUAUUAUGGAUUAUAUGUGAGAAUUAAAUCCUUUACAACAUACAA